Lineus longissimus is the source of this 867-nucleotide messenger RNA. RefSeq lists its product as uncharacterized. The record is from RefSeq and is a predicted model, not a curated record. The transcript has 6 exons. The coding region runs from base 97 to 768 and encodes 223 amino acids. Gene Ontology annotation, cellular component: extracellular region. NCBI's taxonomy places the organism in Eukaryota, Metazoa, Nemertea, Pilidiophora, Heteronemertea, Lineidae.
GUGACUGAUCACCUCACGAUAAGACAUUCAUAUAUAAAUUCAAACUGGGGUCGUCUGCCACAUCACAUCGAUAACACGGACAUCAGAGAUUUAGCAAUGAAGGCCAUCUUAGCCGUUCUCUUGUUCGUCGGGGCGACACAAGCCCUCGUCUGUGACAAGGAUGUCUGUCAGCGCGUGAGGUGUAUGAGCGUUGAGCAGGACAGCUGCGAUGGGAGGGUUGACCCAAAGGGAGGAUUCUGUGGAUGUUGUCCGGCCUGCAUCAAACAGUUAGACUUGAAGGAGGGAUGCCUGGCUUCGAAAAUCCUCGGUGUCCCCGCGAACAUCGAGUGCGGGUCUGGCCUCUAUUGCCACCCGGAAAAAAACACAUGUGAAUAUGACUGUAAAAUUAGGCGCCAAGCUGUGUUGGACCGCCUUGAAAAUACAGACAUUCUCGGUUUAGAACCAAUGAAAUGUGAAGAGGAUGGGAGUUAUAGUGCCAUUCAGUGCAAAGGAUCUGUGUGUUUGUGUGUUGAUGACCGCGGUAAUGGUCUCCACCGUGGCGUAGGUCGAUGGGAGACAGACGGCAUGAAUUGCAAUUGUGAGCGCGACAAGGACGCCCAUGCGAAGAAGUACGGGGGUGCUUUGGGCAAGAUAUUACGUUGCAAGGCGAAUGGAAACUAUGAAGACAUCCAGUGCGAAGGCUCCGUGUGUUUCUGCGUGGAUGAUUUCGGCAAACAGAUUGGAUCCGAAGGGGUUAACAUUGGCAAAAUGGACUCUUUAAAUUGCUAAUUUGGACAUCGACUUAAGCUCAAAUUCCAUUCCAGUUGAGAACGACCAAAUUCAAGGAGAUUCGAGGGAAUCUUAGUAAAUUGUUUUGGUAAAAGUUAA